AUGUCCCUCGACGACGACGACAACCCCUCCCUCGCCCCUCCGCCUUCCACUACGACCUCCCCCUCCUCCCCAUCCCACAACCCGCCAGACGCCGUCGCAGUCGCGACAGCAGACGACCUCACGGCUGAAGACCUGAUCGAAGACGAAGGGGCGGCGACGCAAGAUUUUCGCGCCUUUGCCGCGUCCCUCUCGCGGCAGCAGCAGCAGCAGCAGUAUCGCAAGACGCCCGGCGUGUCGGCGCAGACGAUCCGCAAGGGUGAAAAGGACUUCGAGUCACACGGGACGCGGGCGCAAGCGGACGCGCUCGAGCAGAGCCGGAAUGCCAUGCGGGAGGUGCUGAGCUACACGAGGGUGCACCCGGCCGGGGCCAAGGUGAGGGGUUGGUAUUUCCCUGAUUGGUGGGAGGGGUAUCAUGAGGAAGAGGAGGAUGAUGCUGCUGGUAGGGCUGCGGCUGUGGGCGGGGAAGAGGAGAAGGAAAGGAAGCCGUUUGCGUUCGUGAGGGAGAGGGUAGUUGUGCUCGAGGGUUCGUCUGUGGCUAGCCAGGCCUUGGGAAGGGCGGUGACGGGACAGGCGAAGGACAGGCCUGCGAGGGGGAGGGAUUGGUUGUUGCCUGAGGAGGCGCUGUAUCUGGUGGAGAGGGGCUCGUUGGAUUUGUGGUGGCCAUUGAAGGGGCUAGAGGAGAUACUUCCUCCGGACCGGGCGGUGGCUUCCAACGAGGGAGGGGAAGAGGCAGACGAGUACGAGCAGGGGUUCCCACUCAGCCUCCAAGCAGCCUACGCGCUCCUCAUCGGCAACGACGGCGAGCGAGGCAAGAUUAGCCUGCAAAAGUUCCAGGUCUACUCCAACCUCAAACGAUGCGGCUACAACGUCCUCCGGGCACCCCCAAUUUGCAAACAGCCUGCACCAGCCCCAUCACAACCAGCAACGACCACACUAUGGCAAUGGUUCAGCUCCCUCCUAACCACCACCUUCAACCAACCGCCUUACGGACCUUUAGUCCAACCAGGCCUCUACCGCAGCUACGCGUCCAUAUACCGACAACUAGCCCUCCUACCACGCCACAAACCCUCCCCAGCCUGCUCUGCCUCCGCUUCCCCUCCAACCGAACCCUUCACAAUCCACUACAACAUCUGGAAAUCCGCGCAGAAAUGGACCAAGCUCCGGCACCCGCCCCCAGACUUCCACCUUGCUGUCGUCGACGCGCAGCAGUCCUCGGUCCCGACCCUGUCGGAGAUACUACCGCUGCUCGACGCCACGCCGCCCGCGCCGGGCAAGCCCGAGUGGACGGGGCUCGGCAGGGUGUACGCGCGGCUCAAGCACGGGUACCGGAACGUGCUGAUCGCCGUCGUGGACCACGGGGUGAUCAACUACAUGCGGUUUGCCCAGGGGACGUUUGGGGUCGAGGAGGUUUACGGGAGCCCACGUCGCACAAACUACUAUUAA
Molecule: messenger RNA, 1443 nt
Organism: Parathielavia appendiculata
Lineage: Eukaryota; Fungi; Ascomycota; Sordariomycetes; Sordariales; Chaetomiaceae
Exons: 2
Coding region: 1-1443 (480 amino acids)
Biological process (GO): tRNA-type intron splice site recognition and cleavage
Cellular component (GO): tRNA-intron endonuclease complex
Source: RefSeq, a predicted model, not a curated record